CAGCCGAGGACAGAGGGAGCGGAAAAUGGCCCUUCGCGGGCUCGACAGUUCUUUGAGCGUGGUGCCCUGGGCUGCAGCCCUACUCCUCGUUCUGAGCGUGGAAAGGGCUUUGGCGCUACCCGAGAUAUGCAUCCAGUGUCCAGGGAGUGUGCAAAACUUGUCAGAAGUGGCUCUUUAUUGUAAGCAGACGUCAGACCUAUUGCUGCGCGCCCGCUGCUGCCUGAAUUGGAAGGGCACCAUACUGGGGCUGGAUCUCCAGAACUGCUCUCUGAAGGACCCUGGUCCAUACUUUCCUCAGGCACAUACUGCUAUCAUCAUAGACCUGCAGGCAAACUCCCUCCAGGGUGACUUGGCCAACACCUUCCGUGGCUUUACCCAGCUCCAGACUCUGAUACUGCCACAAGAUGUCAACUGUCCUGGAGGUAUUAAUGCUUGGGAUACUGUCAGUUUUUAUAUAAACAACCAAACCUGCCAAGAACAAAGGAACCUUUGCAACAGCACUGGGGACCCAGAAAUGUGUCCUGAGAAUGGAUCUUGUGCACCUGAUGGUCCAGGUCGCUUGCAAUGUGUUUGUGCUGAAGGCUUCCAUGGCUACAAGUGUAUGCGCCAGGGCUCCUUCUCACUGCUCAUGUUCUUUGGUAUUCUGGGAUCCACCACAUUAUCCAUCUCCACCCUCCUUUGGGGGACUCAGCGUCGAAAAGCCAAGGCUUCAUGAACCACAUAGGACUUCCAACUGACUAAAGAUCAUCCCCAUCUUAGUCCAGCCGGGAGAUUUGCUUCCUAGACAUCAUGGGUCAGCAGAUCCUCCCUCCCAAGGCAGAGGCCGCCGUCGGAAGGAGGAUGGAAGUUUGCACAACCCUGGGUGUUGUAGACCCAGUCCAGGAGUGGACUAGUACCGGUUCCCAUUUGUGCUGUUGACCAUAAUAAACAGUUUUUCUUUUUU
Molecule: messenger RNA, 943 nt
Organism: Lipotes vexillifer (Yangtze River dolphin)
Lineage: Eukaryota; Metazoa; Chordata; Mammalia; Artiodactyla; Lipotidae
Gene: ATRAID
Product: all-trans retinoic acid induced differentiation factor
Exons: 7
Coding region: 26-715 (229 amino acids)
Biological process (GO): positive regulation of osteoblast differentiation
Cellular component (GO): intracellular membrane-bounded organelle
Source: RefSeq, a predicted model, not a curated record